Molecule: messenger RNA, 3351 nt
Organism: Porites lobata
Lineage: Eukaryota; Metazoa; Cnidaria; Anthozoa; Scleractinia; Poritidae
Source: the annotation of a GenBank genome assembly
AUGGCGGAAUCGGAAGACAUGAUCGAUGUUUGUGAUGAUUUAGGAAUCGAGAGUUUCUUUGAGCAUGUCUUAAACAGGACGGAGGAACUUCUUGAUGAGAACUCAAAUGUAAGCGGUGAACAUCGUAUUUCAACCCGUGUCGAUUUCCUAGAGAGAACGGUAAGAUUACUAGUUCAAUUGGCGAGGAUAGUCACGGACUUCAGGGCGGAAAAAUGUAAUGAGCAUGCGUGAACUUUUCUGCCCAGAUCCCCUGGCCGGGUUUGAAAAAAUGGCGGGAUUUCAAAACUUUUUUUGGCUAAUAAUAAAACGUUUCCACUCUUAACUUGGAAAGAACAAGCAAUUUGUCUUCAAAAGUAACAAGCUGGGGUUAUAACCUUCUCAUGACUUAAUUUUCUCGAAGAAUACCAUAUAGCAAAACUGACUUUAACGACAUUAAUUUCCUUGCGUUGUACUGGAAAUGUGCAUGCGUAGGUCCUAGUUUUUUCAAGAUGCAUUCACAAAAUGUGUUCAUAUUAGAAAGUUUCUGGAUAUAUAAGGUCCAGAGCCCCACUGUGGACACAAAAAUAAAAUAUCUUUGUACAGUGAUUUGCCCAAAAAAUAUAACGCAUGCCCACAAUGUGUUUGAAGUCGCUGAACUUUGUCGCAUUCAAGCUGAUAUUUUAAAGCCACGCUUGAUUGGACGCUUGUAGCUUUGCAGAUCACUGAAAUAUAAACAAAAUCCUCUAUGUCAAGUUUUGGCGUCGAUAGGUGGGCAGAAAAAGAGUCAACCUUUAUCUCGUAAAAUCUUCCCCAAAAUGGGUUUCAAAGCAACUAAAGUUUAUUCUUAAACUCGAUCGUUUCGCGUACUAAGAGAUAAAUAUAAAUUAUGCUUUGUGUUGUCAACCAGUUGAACGUGCAUAACGUCUGUCAAAAACUUACGCGUAAGUAGGAUUUCCUUCAAACAAAGUUAAAAUUACAUUAUUGCAAAAACCUCUUGCUAACAAGGAAGAAAUGAAUUUUUGGUACGAAAACAACCUACCUAAAGAUCUUAAAAGCAAAAGAUCAGUUGCAGUGAGCUUCGCAGCUAAACCAUGAUUCACCAAGUACACCUGUGGCUGUUUUUAAUAACCCAGUGAAUAACUGGUCCAUGUGAGGGUCUUCAUUCAAGCAAAUUAAACUCAGCCAAUUGUUAGAAAAUACAGAAAACCGCACAUAAGGAUAUUUGUUGUAAUCGCCUCAGACAAAUCCAGCUCCAGCAAUUGUUUACGAGCAGAGUCAAUUGUUUUGAAGUCACUGCCGACAGUUGUCGUUCUCUACUUCACAGCGAGUGAAAAGGAAAAAUUGCGUACAGAAAGUUAUUUCUUAUAAAGAACAGAAACUUUCACAGUGCACUGCAAAACAAAACUAUGUAAUUAAAAGUGGAGAAAACUCUGACUACUAUUACUUGAGCAACAGAAAAAUGAUCGAAGUAGUCUUUUCUUCUCGAGUAAGCUUACUGGCCUUCUAUUUCGAAGAAAGUUUUACGGCGCACAAAUGGUUCUUUGCUGAAGAGAAGGAUAAAGCUGGUUCUGCAAAGGGAAUAAAUCUGGGCAUGUGAAAAAGUAUUUACUAAGUAAACGGAAUACAAGCGGGUUUUUCAGCCCGGCGAAAGAAAGCGAAAUCAACUCACAAAUAAAUCGAAUGCACAAUCAGAAAAGUACUCGCCUCUUUGGAAAUGCUCAAAACUUUUUAUUCCACCGCAGACUGACGGAAUGAUCCGUUUUUGCUUUAACAGUGGUUGUUCUGAGUCCAAAGUAAUUUUCAAGUGACGAAGAACAAAAACCACACAAAGGUAAAAAGGCUUUUCGAGAAGCAAACGUUUAAACCUUGUACAUUUCAUUCAGUCUCAGUCAAAACUCUCUCACCGACAAACAAACGCAGUCGAACACGGUCAACACACAAAAAAUCCCGCCUUGAGCCUCCGAUAAGAGAUGCGCAGAAGCUUGCGCAGAACGUUUUUCAGCCCUGAAGUCACAGACGAAACUGAUCUGAAACUGUUAGGCGAUUUAAGAGUGGUGUUUUCUGAUCUUUUUGAAAAGUUCCUUCAUCAUUUUGGAAGCACGGCAUCUUAUACCUGGCAAGUAAUAACAUUCCCUAGUCUAUUGGUCAAGAGUGAAGGCCCAGGUAGACCACGGGUUCACAUUCCACCUGAAGUACUCGAAGAGUUGAGAGGGCUGGGAUUUACAUGCCAAAAGAUUGCUAGUAUAUUUUAAGUGUCGCGCUGGACAAUUAUGCGUCGAGUUCGUUUAUUUGAACUUGAAAAUCUCUCUCUCUCUUCAGCAGCAUCACUGAUGAAGAAAUCGACGAUAUCAUUCGCCACUACAUUGCACGCCAUGGGUCAACCACAGGAGAAUCCUACCUCCGUGGAUACUUUAGAGCACUGGGAUAUACCAUACAGAGAAGAAGGAUCAGAGAGAGUUUAAACAGGGUAGAUCCAAGGAACACCGCAUUGAGGUGGGGUGCAUUAGUGUCAAGGAGAGUGUAUUUUGUCCCGUGGCCAAACUCGUUAUGGCAUUUAGAUGGUCAUCACUCAUUGAUUCGCUGGGGCUUUAUAAUACACGGAUGCAUCGAUGGAUAUUCAAGAAGAAUUAUUUUCCUUCAUUGCAGCACAAAUAAUCUUGCUUCAACAGUUCUCGGUCUCUUUGAAAGUGCUGUGGAACGAGAUGGUGGGUUAUGGCCCUCUCCUAUCAGGGUAGAUUAUGGUGUGAAGAACACUGCUGUAUGUGAUGCAAUGGUAGCUGUUCGGGGAGAAGGUCGGGGUAGUUUUAUUGCUGGGUCAUCCACAAGAAAUCAGAGAAUUGAGAGAUUAUGGAGAGAUGUUUUCAGAUGUAUUUGCCAUGUAUUUUACUACAUAUUCUAUGCAAUGGAGCAAACUGGAGUUUUGGAUGUUGAAAACCCUAUUCACAUGUUUACCUUACAGUAUGUCUAUUUGGCAAGAAUAAACAAUGCUUUAUCUGAGUGGAUGGUCUCUUUCAAUGACCAUCCUGUCCAAACAGAGCACAGUUGGUCACCAAAUCAAAUGUGGUUGAAUGGGAUGAUGCAUCAUGCAAUCCUCUUGCUAAUGGCAGUAAUGACGUUGAGCCUGAAGAUAUGACAUUUUAUGGAGAAGAUCCUGAAGCACCGAUACCAACUGAAGAAUCCAACAACAAUGUAGAAGUGUUUGCUGCCCAGCUACCAAGCAACAACACUGAUGAACUGGUGGCCUAUUCAACUACUGCUGUUGAUCCUUCACAGGAGUCUUCUAGUUUUGGUGUGGACAUUAAUGCUAAAGCUCUUGAAAUUAUAGUUCAUAAGUUAGAGCAAGAACACGGAAGAAGACAGUAUUGCCACUGA